Molecule: messenger RNA, 1044 nt
Organism: Mustela lutreola (European mink)
Lineage: Eukaryota; Metazoa; Chordata; Mammalia; Carnivora; Mustelidae
Gene: BCL2L12
Product: BCL2 like 12
Exons: 7
Coding region: 111-878 (255 amino acids)
Biological process (GO): regulation of apoptotic process
Source: RefSeq, a predicted model, not a curated record
GGCCGUGUCAACCCUGCCCAGUGCGCAGGCGCGGGAAAGUUGAACUAAGAGAAGUUUAUGCAAGUUCAGUGAAGGAGGAGUGGGCGGCCGCUCCGGCCCCAGGUGCCCCCAUGGCAGGCUCGGAAGAGCUGGGCCUCCGGGAGGACACGGUGAGAGUCCUAGCUGCCUUCUUUAGGCGAGGUGAGGCUGCCGGGUCCCCCAUUUCAAUCCCACCCAGGAGUCCUGCCCAGGAGGAGCCAACAGAUUUCCUGAGCCGCCUUCGCCGAUGUCUUCCCUGCCCCCUGGGUCGAGGAGCAGUUCCCCCUGAAUCCCCUCGGCCUUGCUCCCUGCCCCUACGCCCAUGCUAUGUUUCAGAGCCUGGCCCAGCAACUCCAGAUUUCUAUGCUCUGGUGGCCCAGCGGCUGGAACAACUAGUCCAAGAGCAACUGAGAUCCCCACCUAGCCCAGAGUUACAGGGAGCCCCACCCACAGAGAAGGAAGCCCUACUGCGGAAGCUGGUGGCCUUGCUGGAGGAAGAGGCAGAAGUCAUCAAUCAGAAGCUGGCCUCGGACCCGGCCCUGCGUGGAAAGCUGGCUCGCCUCUCCGCGGGCUCCUUCGCCCGCCUAGUGGAGCUGUUCUCCAACCGGGAGGACAGCCCUCUUCCUAGCCACCCACGCCCCAACUUGCCCUGCCCUGGGCCUCCGCCGCCUUCCCCAGAGCCCCUGGCCCGUCUGGCCCUGGCCAUGGAGCUGAGCCGCCGCGUGGCCCGGCUUGGGGGCACCCUGGCCGGUCUCAGUGUGGAGCACGUGCACAGCUUCGGGCCCUGGAUCCAGGCACACGGGGGCUGGGAGGGCAUCCUUGCCAUUUCACCCGUGGACUUGAACUUACCCCUGGACUGAGAUCUUCCUCAGAAGCUGCUACAAGAUUAGACCUCCUGUCUUUAUGGUCUUUGUGUGCUUGUCCAAGUCUUCCUAUUCCACUCAGGGUUGUGGGGUGGUGGCUGCCCUCCCUGUUUUUGCCAAAAAGAAAUUAAGAUUUUUUUCAUAUUAAAAACUUUGUCAGGUA